Molecule: messenger RNA, 1200 nt
Organism: Chrysochloris asiatica (Cape golden mole)
Lineage: Eukaryota; Metazoa; Chordata; Mammalia; Afrosoricida; Chrysochloridae
Gene: SLC10A3
Product: solute carrier family 10, member 3
Biological process (GO): bile acid and bile salt transport
Cellular component (GO): membrane
Molecular function (GO): bile acid:sodium symporter activity
Source: RefSeq, a predicted model, not a curated record
AUGGCUGUAGCGAGCCCUGGCCCCCGUAGCAUGCUUGGGGCCACCCUGCUUCUUGCCAGCACAGCUCUGGACCACACGGUACCAUUGAUGGGGUCCCGCUACCUGAGCAUUGGGGACCGCUCUGUGCUGAAGUUCAAGUUCCCUGAGCACAGUGAAGGCAUCAUCGUGAUUUCAAGCCAGUACCCAGGCCUGGGCAACAAGACCGGGCUCAGCCCCACGCUCAGGGUUACUUCCCUGAACAUGGCUGUGCUGAUCAUCAAGGUUGUGAGUGCCGUAAGCUGGGGCGGCGGGGGCGACUUUGUGGUCAGCAUCCACUCUGACAUGAAGGGACUAGCGCCCUUGCUUCACCUGCAACUCCUGGAGCUGCGUGAGACCCAGGCCCUGCUGAUCGAGGAGGGUCUUGCUGCAGAAGCGGUGCCUACCCUCGUCAGUGCCGACCUGGCCCAUUUCUCGGAGAACCCAGUUCUCUACCUGCUCCUGCCUCUCAUAUUUGUCACCAAGUGUUGAUGUCCUGUAGACCCCCAGCCCAUGCCCUUCCAUGCCUUCCUGAUGGCCAAUGUCUUCAUGUUGCCCAAGGCCCUGGCUUUGGGCCUCAUCAGCACCUGCUCUUCACCUGGGGGUGGGGGGAGCUACCUCUUCAGCCUCCUCCUCGGAGGGGAUGUCACACUUGCCAUCUCCAUAACGUUCAUCUCGAUGGUGGCUGCCACCGGCUUCCUGCCACUGUCCUCAGCCACUUACAGCCACGUGCCCAUCUCCAAGAUCUUGGGGACGCUGCUGUUCAUCGCCACCCCCAUCGCAGCUGGUAUACUGACCAAGUCCAAGCUCCCCAAGUGCUCUCAGCUGCUGCUGCAGAUCAUUAAGCCAUUCAGCUCCGUCCUGCUGCUCCUGGGUGGCCUCUUCCUGGCAUACCGCAUGGGCAGCUUCAUCCUGGCAGGCGUCAGGCUGCCCAUUGUGCUGGUGGGCCUCACCAUGCCCCCGGUCGGCUUUCUGGUAGGCUACUGCCUGGCCACAUGUCUGAAGCUGCCGGUGGCCCAGCGGCGGACAGUCAGCAUCGAGGUAGGGGUGCAGCUGUCCUUCUGCCGCCUCCAAGCUGCCUGGGCCUUCCAGGCCCCAUUCAUUGUGGCGUUGAGCUGCACUUCAGACAUGCUGGCCUUGGUCAUGGGCCACUUCAUCUAUAGCAGUCUGUUCCCAGUUCCCUGA